CAGGAGGCGUGGGGUGCACGGCCCUCCCUGCCGAGGGCUCCUCGGAGGCCGAGCCACGCGAACCGGUGCGGCGGCCGGGCACCCACGCCCUCGGUCUCGCCGCCCCGCGGGCAGCUCCCUCCCCACGAAGCUUUGAAGGCGGUUUUUCAAAACCCGCGCCGCUUCCUCCACUCCUUCCUGAGUCUCAGGGCGAGAGGCGCGCGGCGUCACCCUCCUCCCGGCCACACAGACCGGGACCCCCGGGCAAGUCCCUCCGCGCCGGGACCAUGUCGGCGGAGACGGCGAGCGGCCCCACGCAGGACCAGGUGGAGAUCCUGGAGUACAACUUCAACAAGGUCAACAAGCACCCGGACCCCACCACGCUGCUGCUGAUCGCGGCCGAGGCCGGCCUUUCCGAGGAGGAGACGCAGAAAUGGUUUAAGCAGCGCCUGGCCCAGUGGCGGAAGUCGGAAGGCCUACCCUCAGAAAGCAGGUCCGUUACGGACUAAGGAGAUGGGGGGCGUGGGCAGCUCCCCUCCAUGAAGACCACCGGCUGUUUCUCUCCUGGGCUUAACCAAGCUGUUUUGGUUUGUCAGUGUCGUGUUGUAUGUUCACUGUUAGCUGUCCUGCUAUGUAACACAAUGUUGUAUUUUUUUAAUGUACAGAACUAGAAAAUACAAUAACAAUAGGAAGCUAUGUGCAGCUUCUGGGUAAAGCAGUGGCUUGACGAGGCAGGCGAUGUGGCUUGCCUUUCCCUUUGGGUCACGAUGACAGAGGGUGUGAAAAUCACCUAAGUUUGCUUUGGAGCAUCACCCCAUAAUAACAAUUUACUUUCACCAUCCAUUUCAACGCAGGCAAGGCCUCUGUUGAAAAGAUAACGUGACCAAGAGGGAGAAACAUUUUCUUCUGAAUCUACUUCCCUGAGUUGUUUUCCUUGUGUUUCAUUGAAUACAUUGAAGUUGUAUGAGAAUACAGAGGAAUAUUUGAGUCAUUCAGAUUUCAAUAAGUAGUUCCUUAGAUCAAAGCUGCAUUAACUUAGAAAGAACCCGGUUGGGCUAAAAGACAGAAACUGCACAAGUAACAAGACAGAAAAAGCAAGAAACUGAGAAAGAAAUCCACUAAAGUCUUUGAUUUACUUUAUUUAAAUGCUUUUGUUAAAUUUAUUUUGCUAGCCAAAAUGAACUGCUUUUUGUCUCUAAAAUGAUAUUCUAAAUAAAACAUUAACUUUUUGUUGAAAAUGCA
This is a messenger RNA of Eptesicus fuscus (big brown bat), 1221 nucleotides long. It is a transcript of the gene HOPX, whose product is annotated as HOP homeobox. Gene Ontology annotation, biological process: cell differentiation; regulation of transcription by RNA polymerase II. Gene Ontology annotation, molecular function: DNA binding. Gene Ontology annotation, cellular component: nucleus. NCBI's taxonomy places the organism in Eukaryota, Metazoa, Chordata, Mammalia, Chiroptera, Vespertilionidae. The transcript has 3 exons. The coding region runs from base 267 to 488 and encodes 73 amino acids. The record is from RefSeq and is a predicted model, not a curated record.